CGCAGAGCCGGAGCCGGAGCCGGAGCCCGAGAGCGCGAGGAGCAUCCUCGGUGGUGGCAGCGCAUCCAAGGCCCCGGCACCGCUGCGCCCCUGCUCUGGGUCCGUGACUCGAGCGCCUGACCCGGCCGGAUCCUCCCCUGGCCCCGUGCUCUCCCCGACCCCGCGCAGCCGAGCCCCGGCGUCUGCUGUCCGUCGCCGCAGCCUCAGGAGUCGCUCCAUCCCUCGCCGGGCCCCCAAUCCAGGCCGCCGCCGGGAUGGACGUGUUCAUGAAGGGCCUGUCCAUGGCCAAAGAGGGCGUUGUGGCUGCAGCGGAGAAAACCAAGCAAGGGGUCACCGAGGCCGCGGAGAAGACCAAGGAGGGCGUCCUCUACGUUGGAAACAAGACCAGAGAAGGGGUGGUACAAGGUGUGGCCUCAGUGGCCGAGAAAACCAAGGAGCAGGCAUCACAUCUGGGAGGAGCCGUGUUCUCCGGGGCUGGGAACAUUGCAGCCGCCACAGGGCUGGUGAAGAAAGAGGAAUUCCCCACCGACUUGAAGCCUGAGGAAGUGGCCCAAGAAGCUGGUGAAGAACCACUGAUAGAACCCCUGAUGGAGCCAGAAGGAGAAAGUUAUGAGGAAACACCCCAGGAGGACUAUCAGGAAUAUGAACCAGAGGCGUAAGGACCCAGGAGGGUCCCCCCACCAGCAGCACAAUCCCUUCCCUGUCCCGCCCUCCCCGCCCCCAGCCCCACCACCAGAGCCAGGGCCGACCUACCCUUCACCCCAAACACGAGAUCUUCCUUUGGCAGCGAGGUGCCUCCUCAGAGCCUGUGUUAGUGUCUGCCCAUUUGUCUGUCCGAACUGCCCGCGUCCAACCCUGGGGCGUGGACUGGACCCAGGCUGGGAGCCCUGUCCCACCAGAGUUGCCCGCCCCCCCACACACACACCAUGUUCUAUAUUUUUAAAUGAAGACGGGAAAGCGACGGCUCCUUCCCCCAACCCCAACCAAAGCUCUGCAAGGGGUUCCCGGGCAGCCCCACUUCGACCUCCAAAAAACUUCUUUUUUUUUUUUUUCUUUUAAACCCCAAACUAGGAGCCAGGUUGUGCCAUGUCCCCUUCCUCCCUCAGCCCGCCCAAUCCGAGCGCGGGCGUCGUGUGUUGUGAUUGUGGCAUGGAGAGUUUCCCCCAUCCCUCGUGUGAGCGUGUCCCGGGCGGGCGGGCCCGGCUGCCCCCCGCGUGUCCAUGAAUAAAGCCAAUCUGUCUGUA
Jaculus jaculus (lesser Egyptian jerboa) is the source of this 1244-nucleotide messenger RNA. It is a transcript of the gene Sncb, whose product is annotated as synuclein beta. The coding region runs from base 255 to 659 and encodes 134 amino acids. Gene Ontology annotation, cellular component: cytoplasm; axon terminus; neuronal cell body. Lineage: Eukaryota; Metazoa; Chordata; Mammalia; Rodentia; Dipodidae. Gene Ontology annotation, biological process: synapse organization; chemical synaptic transmission; synaptic vesicle endocytosis. Gene Ontology annotation, molecular function: cuprous ion binding. The record is from RefSeq and is a predicted model, not a curated record. The transcript has 6 exons.